UGUCGGGCUCCGCAGAAGCAGCAGCGUCUGCGUUGGGCUCCCUGCUGCAGCUCAGCGAGGGGGGGGCCCUGGCCCUGCAGGGGGGGGCCCUGGCGGCGGCCCUGGACGACUACCUGGCCCCCCGCAGCUACCUGUGCGGGUUCGGCCCCUCCAGGGCCGACCUGGAGGCGUUCCGGCUGCUGGGCGGCCCCCCCGACCCCCGACACGUCCACGCGCUGCGCUGGUUCAGACACAUCGCCGCGCUGCAGCUGCAGCCGCAGCCGCAGCCGGGCCCCACUGCAGCUAAAGGGAAGCGGGUUCAGCCGGCCUGGUCGGCUCCGGCCGGAACCGAAGUUCCCCAGUUACGACUCUACAACAGUCUGACCAGGACCAAGGAACUGUUCGUCCCCCAGAAGGGGAACCAGGUGACCUGGUACUCCUGCGGCCCCACGGUGUACGACGCCUCGCACAUGGGACAUGCCAGGUCCUACAUCUCCUUCGACAUCCUGCGGAGGAUCCUGAGGGAUUACUUCAAGUACGACGUGUAUUACUGCAUGAACAUCACCGACAUCGAUGACAAGAUCAUCAAACGGGCCCGGCAGAACCACCUCCUGGACCAGUACAAGCAGAAGCAGCCGGGACCGGCCCAGAUCCUGCAGGACGUGCUGAGCGCUCGAGGGCCCUUCCAGCAGCACAUGGCCUCCACCACCGACCCGGACAAGAAGCAGAUGCUGGAGCGUCUGGACGCGGCCGUGGCCGCCGCGCUGACGGCUCUGCAGACGGCCAAGGCCGGCGGAGCCGGGGACGAAGCCCUGCAGCCCCUGGCCCAGGUUCUGCUGGACCAGUCCAAGGACCUGCUGUCCGACUGGCUGGAUAAGCAGUUUGGGAGUCAGGUGACGGAGAACUCCAUCUUCUCCACCCUCCCCAACUACUGGGAGGGGGAAUAUCACAAGGACAUGGAGGCCCUGAAUAUCCUCCCCCCCGAUGUUCUGACCCGGGUCAGCGAGUACGUCCCCGAGAUCGUGGAGUUCGUCAAGGAGAUCAUCACCAACGGUUACGGGUACGAGUCCAACGGCUCCGUUUACUUCAACACGUCCAAGUUUGACUCCAGUCCGGAUCACUCGUACGCCAAGCUGGUCCCGGAGGCCGUGGGGGACCAGAAGAUCCUGCAGGAGGGGGAAGGUGAUCUGAGCAUCUCGGCCGACCAGCUGAGUGAGAAGAAAUCCCAGAUCGACUUCGCCCUGUGGAAGGCGUCGAAGCCCGGAGAGCCGUCCUGGGACUCUCCCUGGGGGAAGGGCCGCCCCGGCUGGCACAUCGAGUGCUCAGCGAUGGCCGGAUCCAUCCUGGGAGAGUCCAUGGAUAUUCACGGGGGAGGAUUCGACCUGCGGUUCCCCCACCACGACAACGAGCUGGCCCAGUCCGAGGCCUACUUCCGUAACGACCACUGGGUGCGCUACUUCCUGCACGCGGGUCACCUGACCAUCUCCGGCUGCAAGAUGUCCAAGUCCCUGAAGAACUUCAUCACCAUCAAGGAAGCUCUGAGCAGGAACUCGGCCCGCCAGCUCCGGCUGGCCUUCCUGCUGCACGCCUGGAAGGACACGCUGGACUACAGCAGCAACACCAUGGACACGGCCGUGCAGUACGAGAGGUUCCUCAACGAGUUCUUCCUGAACGUGAAGGACAUCAUGCGAGCUCCCACCGACGUCACCGGACGCUUCGAGAAGUGGGAGGCGGCCGAGGUGGAGCUGAACACCAGCUUCUACGAGCGGAAGGCGUCCGUCCACCAGGCUCUGUGUGACAACGUGGACACGCGCGCUGCCCUGGAGGAAAUGCGUCUGCUGGUCGGAAACUGCAACAGCUACAUCGCUAGCAUGAAGGCGGCGCGGCGCCGGCCCAACCGCAUGCUGCUGGAGGCGGCGGCGCGCUACCUGACCGACAUGAUGAAGACCUUCGGGGCGAUCGACGGGUCCGAGCCCAUCGGGUUCCCGGUGGGAGGAACCGGACAGAACCUGGACCUGGAGAACACGGUGAUGCCGUACCUGACGGUUCUGUCCGACUUCAGGGAGAACGUCCGCCGGAUCGCCCGCGAGCAGAAAGUGAAGGAACUGCUGCAGCUGUGUGACGAGGUCCGGGACGACACGCUGCCGGAGCUGGGAGUCCGACUGGAGGACCAUGAAGGUCUGCCCACGGUGGUGAAGCUGGUGGACAAGGAGACGCUGCUGAGAGAGAAGGAGGAGAAGAUGAAGAUGGAGGAAGAGAAGAGGAUGAAGAAGGAGGAAGCAGCUCGGAGGAAGCAGGAGCAGGAGAACGCUAAAGUCUCCAAGAUGAAGAUUCCUCCCAGUGAAAUGUUUCGCUCGGAAACCGACAAAUAUUCCAGCUUUGACGACACGGGUUUCCCUACCCACGAUGCCGAGGGGAAGGAGCUCAGCAAAGGCCAGGCCAAGAAACUGAGGAAACUGUUCGAGGCUCAAGAGAAACUGCACCAGGAAUUCCUGCACAUGAAACUCAGCAACUGAGCCGCGCCGCCGCCGCGCUAGCCGACCCGGGACUGGAACCUGGAACCCCCGGCCCCCCGGGCCCCCCGGCCACGUCACCCACCGCUGGUCACGCUUCUGAUCAAAUCACGCAUUCUGUUUCUUCUGUAAUUUUAUACUGUAUGUGUUGACUGUUGUUAAUAAUAAAG
Cololabis saira (Pacific saury) is the source of this 2662-nucleotide messenger RNA. RefSeq names its product cysteinyl-tRNA synthetase 1 (gene cars1). NCBI's taxonomy places the organism in Eukaryota, Metazoa, Chordata, Actinopteri, Beloniformes, Belonidae. The transcript is spliced from 22 exons. Gene Ontology annotation, biological process: cysteinyl-tRNA aminoacylation. Gene Ontology annotation, molecular function: ATP binding; cysteine-tRNA ligase activity. Gene Ontology annotation, cellular component: cytoplasm. The coding region runs from base 450 to 2495 and encodes 681 amino acids. The record is from RefSeq and is a predicted model, not a curated record.